Messenger RNA from Onychomys torridus (southern grasshopper mouse), 3206 nucleotides. It is a transcript of the gene Slc22a15, whose product is annotated as solute carrier family 22 member 15. NCBI's taxonomy places the organism in Eukaryota, Metazoa, Chordata, Mammalia, Rodentia, Cricetidae. Gene Ontology annotation, molecular function: transmembrane transporter activity. The record is from RefSeq and is a predicted model, not a curated record. Bases 58 to 1698 code for a protein of 546 amino acids. The transcript has 12 exons. Gene Ontology annotation, biological process: transmembrane transport. Gene Ontology annotation, cellular component: membrane.
CCGCCCGGCCGGGUCCUCCGGCGCGGUGGCGGCCCGGUCCUCAGCCGCGAGCUGGUCAUGGAGGUGGAGGAGGCGUUCCAGGCGGUGGGCGAGAUGGGCCUCUACCAGAUGUACUUGUGCUUCCUGCUGGCCGUGCUGCUGCAGCUUUAUGUGGCCACAGAAGCCAUCCUCAUUGCACUAAUUGGAGCUACACCAUCGUAUCACUGGGACAUGGCCGAGCUACUGCCCAACCAGAGCCACAGCAAUCAGUCAGAUGGCAAAGACCAGGCCUUUGGUGACUGGCUUCUGACCGCCAAUGGCAGUGAGAUCCAUAAGCACGUGCAUUUCAGCAACAGCUUUACCUCUAUCGCCUCUGAGUGGUUUUUAAUUGCCAACCGAUCUUACAAGGUCAGCGCAGCCAGCUCCUUUUUCUUCAGUGGUGUGUUUGUUGGUGUUAUCUCCUUUGGUCAGCUUUCAGAUCGCUUCGGAAGAAAAAAAGUCUAUCUCACAGGCUUUGCUCUUGACAUCUUAUUUGCCAUCGCAAAUGGGUUUUCCCCCUCCUAUGAAUUCUUUGCAGUGACUCGCUUCUUGGUGGGCAUGAUGAAUGGAGGAAUGUCCCUGGUGGCCUUUGUCUUGCUAAAUGAGUGCGUGGGCACCGCCUACUGGGCACUUGCAGGAUCCAUCGGUGGUCUCUUCUUUGCUGUUGGCAUCGCACAAUAUGCCCUGUUAGGAUACUUCAUCCGCUCCUGGAGGACCCUAGCUGUUCUGGUCAACCUUCAGGGAACAGUAGUCUUUCUCUUAUCUUUAUUCAUUCCUGAAUCCCCCCGCUGGUUAUACUCCCAGGGUCGGCUGAGUGAGGCAGAAGAGGCUCUCUUCUUCAUCGCCAAGAGGAACCGCAAGCUCAAGUGCACGUUCUCACUGACAUAUCCGGCCAACAGGAGCUGUAGGGACACCGGAAGCUUCCUGGAUCUCUUUCGUUACCGGGUCCUCCUAGGACAUACUCUGAUCCUGAUGUUCAUCUGGUUUGUGUGCAGCUUGGUGUACUACGGCCUCACCCUGAGUGCGGGGGACCUAGGGGGCAGUAUUUAUGCCAACCUGGCUUUGUCUGGCCUCAUAGAGAUUCCAUCCUACCCUCUCUGCAUCUACCUGAUUAACCAAAGAUGGUUUGGUCGGAAGCGGACACUAGCAGCAUUUCUGUGCCUUGGAGGACUGGCCUGUCUUAUUGUGAUGUUUCUUCCAGAAAAAAAAGACACAGGUGUGUUUGCCGUGGUCAACAGCCAUUCCCUGUCCCUGCUGGGGAAGCUGACGAUCAGUGCUGCCUUCAACAUUGUGUACAUCUACACCUCUGAGCUCUACCCCACUGUCAUCAGGAAUGUUGGCCUUGGAGCAUGUUCCAUGUUCUCCCGAGUUGGAGGGAUCAUUGCCCCUUUCAUCCCCUCACUGAAGUACCUGCAGUGGUCUCUGCCCUUCAUCGUGUUUGGAGCCACCGGCCUGACCUCAGGUAUCCUGAGCCUGCUGUUGCCAGAGACUCUGAACAGCCCCUUGCUGGAGACAUUUUCUGACCUUCAAAUGUACUCGUACAGGAGGUUAGGGGAGGAAGCCUUGUCUCUACAGACCUUGGAUCCUCCACAGCCCCUGGACAAGGCCAGCACCUUGGGGAGUGAGAGUGAGGAGGAGGAGUUCUAUGAUGCAGAUGAGGAGACGCAGAUGAUCAAGUGAAGGGCCCACAUUCCUCCCAGAAGCAAAGCAUCCUCAUCAUGGGUGCCUCGGGUUCAGCUUAACUGCCAGCGAUGUACUCCGCCCACUGACAUCUCCAGACACAGGACCAGGUUGGAGGAGAUCCCUAAAGGGAGAACCUUGGCACAUUGAGAGACUCAUUGCCUCUGGCCACACAGCUGGGGUCCACCAUCCAGGUGGCUGACUUGUGUGUCUCAUGCUGCUUCCCUUCUGUGGGACCCAAGAGCAGGUGUGUGAAACGGCCCCCAGUUUACUAGGAUUAGCCAGCGCUCCCCCCAAGAUUUCAUAUUCCUAGUCCACUUGACAUCUGUCCCUGUCACUUGCUGCUCCCCAUCAGGAAUCUUGUGGUACAAGGUGAUGUGUCCAGAUCCCCCAGCUUUCCCUCAGCUGGCGAAAUGAGUCUUCAGCUGGUUCUCACCCAUUGAUUGACAGCGCAGCUUGUGCCUUUAGUCUGCUAUCGAUGGUUCUCUAGGAGAAGCCAGAGUCCACAGAGCAGUUCGUGGGCGUCAGAGGACCGGCUGUGGCUUGGUAGCUCCCUUGACACUUGGGUUGUGCAAUGUUUCCAGUUAAACACUUGGGAAGUUUUUCUCUGUGAGAUUCUAGCGUCAGCAAUAACUUCAAAAUCAUGCACAGUCACUAAUGAAACUCUCCAAGUUGGGCGAAGUCAGCAAGGGAUGUGCUGGCACUUUUUAAAUGGGACUUAAUUUAAGAGUGAAGGGUUUCUCUCACCGUGUUUGCGGUCUUUGGUGUGCAGGGAGGGAGGGAUUUGGAUGGCACAGCAGGGCGUGAACCCUGCCCUACACCAGCUGUUACUUGUUUUCUCAAAUGGCAGGAUGAUUUUUAAAGAAAAUGUGGAGUGUGUGUUAAGUGCUUCCAUUGAUUUCCAAAUAAAUCCAAAUCACACUUCAUAUCUGUUUCUCACAAAACUUGAACACUCUCAAAGAGGCAUAUAAGUCAAGAGUCCGUGUGUGGGCAACUGAUCACUUUCCCAGCCAGGGAAAUUGCUGUGUGUUUAGAAUGUCUGUUUAUGCUCAUCUCUUGGGAACAGAAAGCACACAAAUAUGAAGGAAAGGUGCACUGUGGAUGCUUCUGGAAAUCAUGGGUACCUGCAUCCUGUUGCCGCCUCCAUGUUGUCUUGGCGUACUAGCAUUAUACCCACCUGUUUCUUUGUUAAAACACUGUUUUCCUUGAUGCCCUUGAUGGUGGGGGAGCCAUUUCUACCACUGGAGAGAACAUUGGCUGUGAUGCCGUGAAGAUCUUAUAGGUGAUACUGUGUCUAGCUGUCAGGAAGGUUGUGGAACUCCCUGAAACAUCAUACCCGCAAAUCUCAGCAAAGUGUGCCCCACACCCCCAAACUGUGGAGUCCUGCUUCUUUCUUCUCCAGGAAAUGGAGGUCAGCUCCUUAGGAGAGGAGAAGAAGGGCUUCCAGAAGCACUCGGUUCUUGUCAAAUAAAGUGAUAAAAUAAAGCAGUAAGUUAAUAUAUAUGUCA